UCACAUGUUCCAGAUCAUUGAUGAGCUAUAAAGCACAAACAACUCCUUUACUCUCCCUUGUUCUGCUACGCUAUAAAAUUCCCAUCUCUGCUUCUUCUCUUCAUCCGUCUGUCUCCAUUUUCCUCUGCUUGUCCAGCUUCGUCGACUCUGUCUAAGAUCUAAAUUAAAAAGCUUCAAAGAUGGGUAUGGUGGUGGUCAUCUCUUUGCCUUUGAUAAUCUUCUCGCUACUGCUUGGUUUUGGGUGCUACUUCUUGGGAAGAGCCAAAGGUAGACAAGAUAUUCGUACAAAUGCUCAAGUAUUUGGAGUACCAACUCCACCACCAGGCACAGAUACUGCUGCGCCGCUUUCUUCCUACCCAUCAUCGCCGCCUCCACCUCUUACAAAGCCAGACAACUUGAACAAUGUUUAAUCUACAUCUGGGUGAGUCUUUGUAAUUGUAUCUGAUGAAAGAAUCUGCAUUAUUAAUUUUUCUUUUUUAUAAUUUUUUGGUGUGGUAUUUGAAGUACGCAUGUGGAUUACUCUUGUAUAUUGGUUUGUCAUAUGAAUCGACGAAACUUUCAAUA
Manihot esculenta (cassava) is the source of this 564-nucleotide messenger RNA. RefSeq lists its product as uncharacterized. The record is from RefSeq and is a predicted model, not a curated record. NCBI's taxonomy places the organism in Eukaryota, Viridiplantae, Streptophyta, Magnoliopsida, Malpighiales, Euphorbiaceae. The transcript has a single exon. Bases 180 to 410 code for a protein of 76 amino acids.